Daldinia caldariorum is the source of this 2748-nucleotide messenger RNA. RefSeq names its product ARM repeat-containing protein. Gene Ontology annotation, cellular component: nucleolus. The coding region runs from base 93 to 2222 and encodes 709 amino acids. Lineage: Eukaryota; Fungi; Ascomycota; Sordariomycetes; Xylariales; Hypoxylaceae. Gene Ontology annotation, molecular function: mRNA binding. The transcript has 3 exons. Gene Ontology annotation, biological process: regulation of translation. The record is from RefSeq and is a predicted model, not a curated record.
CAUACAUGUAAUGAGUUGCUGCAAGGUUAUCAUUAUCAACCAUCGAAUAAUAAUAACCUACUGCAGAUUUCGCUCAUCCCAAAAUUCUCGCAAUGGCGCACAAAAGUGAAGCGCUUGGAAGCAAAAGAAAGCUUACCAACGGCAGCAAAGAGAAGUCUAGCAAAAAGCCAAAGUUCGACAAGAAACCAUCGCGAAAACAGGAAUCGGAGGAAGAUGUGAGCGACGAUAGCGAGAUCAGCGAAUUUUCCGAUCAAGAUGACGGCGGUGCGUCAUUAGGCAAUGCAAGGUCGCAACAAAAUGAUGAUAUACCUUUACGAGCAAAGUCUACUGACAAUCAACCUGGGAAGACUUUCGAAAAAGGUCAAAACUCACGCGAAUCCCAUAUAAAACAGAAGCAACUUGCCUUGGAGCGUAAAAAUGCAAAGCCCCUAGCCGAUGAAUUACAUCGAACCAAGAAGCUCUGGGAGAGACUACGGUUGAAAUCCAAGGUUCCGAAAGAUGAACGACAGAAACUCGUCGAAGAGCUCUUCAGCAUUGCUACCGGUCGUAUGAAGGAUUUCGUGCUUAAGCACGAUGCCGUCCGCGUCGUUCAGACCGCUAUUAAGUAUGCGACUCCUGAGCGACGGAAGAUGAUUGCGAGGGAGCUGAAGGGCGCAUAUCCUAUACUAGCCGAAAGCAAGUACGCCAAGUUCUUAAUCGGAAAGCUUCUUGUAAAAGGCGACGACGAGAUCCGAGAUAUGAUUGUUCCUGAGUUCUACGGAAGAGUUCGAAAACUUAUCAACCACCCCGAAGCUUCUUGGAUUUUGGACGAUAUUUACAGAGGCGCUGCCACCAAGGAGCAGAAGGCCAUUCUAUUAAGAGAAUGGUAUGGGCCCGAGUUCCAUGUUUUCCGAACCGCGACGGACGAUAAGACCGCCCCUACGGCCGAGCUCUCUCAGAUUCUUGCGGAGCAGCCGAGUAAACGAGCACCAAUCAUGAAAUAUCUGCUUGACCUGACCAACCAGCUUGUCCAAAAGAAGAUGACAGGAUUUACGAUGCUACACGACGCCAUGUACCAGUACUACGUCAAUGUGAAGCCCGGUUCUGAGGAAUCUAAGGAGUACAUGGAAAUGAUCAAGGAGGACGAGAAUGGAGAUCUGCUCAAGAACAUGGCCUUCACCAAAUCGGGCUCUCGUCUCGUAUGCUUGCUUCUCGCCCACGGAACAGCCAAGGACCGAAAGCAGAUCUUAAAGACAUAUAAGGACACUUUCCAACUCAUGUCAAGCGAUCCGCAUGGACACCUUGUCAUCCUCGCUGCUUACGACUUAAUUGAUGAUACCGUCUUAACUUCCAAGUCCAUCAUUACGGAAUUACUAGGCAAGACGGAACAAGAGGAAGUUUCUAAUGUGGUCAUUGCUGCCAAUGAUCCAAAUGCCCGCUUAACAAUACGAUAUCCGCUCGAGGGCGCAUCUAAGGUUCUCUUUGAUGCCGGCCAUGCUAAUGACCUGAAGCUCCUCGAGGAGCUAUGGGAGAUUCGCAAGACAACAAGCAAGAAGGAUCCCGAGGUCCGUCGAAAAGAGUUGAUCGCAGCAUUAUCACCACAAUUGCUGAAAGCAAUUGCCUCGUCACCACGAGAUUUAAUCUCUACUUCCCACGGGGCUCAAUUGGUUACGGAAGCUCUUCUUUCAUGCGUCGGAGAUAAAUCCGAAGCUCUACGAGCAAUAGCCUCUACCGCGAAGGGAGACCCCAAUGAGGUGGAUGCGCCUACUGAUGAGUCCGAAAACGGCCUUAUCCCUGGUGAACACAUAGCCAAAGCUUCCUACGGCGGCCGCAUGUUCAAGACCCUGAUAGCAGGCGGUCACUUUGACAAGGAGACCCGUCGCAUAAUACCUGUCGAUCCUCCCCUCCACUUCGCAGACAUCCUAUACCCCUUUAUCAAAGACCACGUCGUCGCCUGGGCCACAAGCCCUAGCUCGUUCGUUGUGCUCAACCUCCUAGAGGCGGAGGACUUCUCGAGCAAAAGCGAGCUCAAAAGCACGCUGAAGAAGAACAAGAAGGUGCUGGAGAAGGCGGCGACGGAGGAGACGCCGGAGCAGAAGGCCGCUAGGGAAGCUAUCGAGGCGAGCGCGGAGGCACAGAAAGGAGAUAAGACGAAGAAGAAGUGGAAGAAGGCCGCCGCGAAAAGGGAGCCGGUGGUUGGGAAUAUGGGCUCCAAGCUGCUGUUGGAGAAGUUGAAGGGUUAGAAACCUGGGAUUUCGUCCCGGCGUGGGUUAUAGGUACAGGGUUUGGAAAGUUGUAAACGAGUACUAAAGGCAAAUAUGCAAAUACUAGAUUUAUGGGCUUCAAAGAGUUGGUUAGUUCUUUUUCGGUGUGCUCUCAUGAAGUGAUGAGUCGUUGUGAUAUGCUGCCGGUAUUGAAGGACGGCUUUUCUUUCAUGUAUUUCUUAUGAUGAUGACUACAUUAUUCAAUUGCCUUCACGAAAUGCGUAUGCCCAUAGCCGUCUUUGCAUAAGCUACUGGUAAGAAGAUACCUAGUAUUUUGUUGUCUGGGUACCUAACAUAAUAUGAGAUGCAGCCCUCCGUCCGGGCCGAGAAGGGCGGAAAGGAGGGCAGAUAUGACUAGAUCAGGCUAAGUGGUUGAGACAAGUGAAUCAUACUACUUCGACUUAUAUAUGAAGAAAGGUGUGGACACCUAUAGGUGGUUUGCCAUUUACAUUACACUCUAUGUUGCCGUAUAUUACCAUGUACACUUGUAGUGAAUGUAUAAAAG